AUGUUAUUAUUAACCUUAGGUGCAGCAUUGCUUAUCAAUUUGGUCGGAGGUGAAGAAGUUCUCCAAUGUCCAGAACAUGGAGUACUAACGUAUCCAGAUCCAGUAUUAUGUGAUCACUUUUACCUUUGCGUAAAUGGAACUUUAACAUACGAACAAUGUGAAAACGGUUUGUUAUUCGAUGGUAAAGGUGCCGUUCACAAUCACUGUAAUUAUAAUUGGGCUGUACAUUGCGGUCAUAGAAAAGCCGAUUUGACUCCUAUAAGCACUCCAGGAUGCGAGUAUCAAUUUGGAAUUUAUCCCGACGGACCUGAAUGCAGCACCAAUUUCAUUAAAUGCGAAUACGGUGUACCUCAUCUUAAACCAUGCGAACCAGGUUUGGCAUAUGACGAAAAAAUACACAAAUGUAAUUGGCCAGAUUUACUAUUGGAUAAAUGUAACCCUGAAGCCGUUGUUGGAUUUAAAUGCCCAACUAAAUUCCCUGCUGAUUCUGUUGCUGCUAAAUUUUGGCCGUAUCCGAGAUUUGCCGUACCUGGAGAUUGCACUAGAUUGGUUACUUGUAUUAAUGGAUUUCCAAGACUUAUAAAUUGCGAAGAAGGAAAAUUAUAUGACGAACACUCCGGUACCUGCGAAGAAGCUGAAUUAGUUCCUAAAUGGUAG
Pediculus humanus corporis (human body louse) is the source of this 657-nucleotide messenger RNA. Its product is annotated as Peritrophin-1 precursor, putative. Lineage: Eukaryota; Metazoa; Arthropoda; Insecta; Psocodea; Pediculidae. Gene Ontology annotation, molecular function: chitin binding. The transcript has 4 exons. The record is from RefSeq and is a predicted model, not a curated record. Gene Ontology annotation, cellular component: extracellular region. Bases 1 to 657 code for a protein of 218 amino acids.